CACUCCACCACCACCACCACCCACCACCGCCACCUUCAUCCUUCUCUCUCUCCUAUCUCCGAGACCACCACAAUCAGCUCACAAUUUCACUCUCACACACAACCGUUUCGUUCCUUGCUAAAUUUCCGCCGCAAACCAGAGCAAUGCCGGCACAGAAGCGCACCCACGAGGCCAUGGAAGAUGAUCUUCCGCAGAACUACAGAGAAAACACCCACGAAACGCCGCAAGACGAAGAGGAGUCCGAUCGAAGCCCGUUACAGAGCACCGAAGAGAAAGACGAAUUUGUCAUGGUGAAAUUGGCAGAAAUUCGGAAAGAAGUCCAGUGCCCUAUCUGUUUAGGGAUCAUUCGGAAAACAAGGACAGUGAUGGAAUGCCUGCAUCGCUUCUGCAGGGAAUGCAUUGACAAGUCCAUGCGCCUGGGGAACAAUGAAUGCCCUGCAUGCCGCACCCAUUGUGCUAGUCGUCGCUCUUUGAGAGAUGACCCAAACUAUGACGCCUUAAUUGCAGCUAUAUAUCCAGAUAUUGACAAGUAUGAGGAAGAGGAAUUGGCCUUUCAUGAAGAAGAGAAGGCUCGCAAUAAGCAGAUCCAAGCUUCCAUUGCCCAGACAUUUCAACGACAAACCGAGGCACUAGGAAGGAAACGAACAACAGCUAAAGCCACUGCAGCUGCAUUUAUGAGGAGAUCACGGGGUAGCUAUCGAAAUGCGAGGGGGAGAAGGAACUAUAGAAAUGUUGCUGAACAUCAUGGGUCCGAUGACAAUGAGGAUGUAAAUGGUAAUGAUGGCGGUAGAGAUUUGUCUUCUGGUGAUGAGCAUGCAGAACCAAGACCAAAGAGAUCCAAAAGAUGGAGAGGAGGUCGAUAUUAUCAGCCCUCGUUGGCAGCUGCUAAUGCAGAUAGUGAUGAUGAAAAUGAUUAUGAAAUGAACAGAUCAGAGAUUCUGGGUGCUUCUGUGGGGCGUGUUGGCAGCUCAGAGAGGCUUUCCUGGGGAAAAGGUGGCAUGCGGAGUCAUACACGGUAUGGCAGUUCAAGUGGUGGCAAUGGUAAAAAUGCCAGGAACAUCCGCCUCUCUAGGUUGGUAGAGUAUCUUCGGAACUCGGGAGAUAAUGAUGACGAGUUGGACAUCCACCUCCUGCUUGUUUCUUUCGAUGAGCAAAGAAUACCAAGUUUGCAGCGGCCAUAUCUUUGCUGCCGGUCUACCCUUUCAGUUGGACAUUUAUGUCAGUACGUAGCUCUCCGAACCGCUUCUCAAGCCGAAGAAAUUGAAAUAUACUUGGUGAAAGAGCUGCAUGCCGAAUUCGGUCAUUCAACUGCCACCAAUAUUAAAAUUUCCAAGUCUCUUGUUCUAGAUUCAAGCAAAGAAAACCUGCAACUUUUAAAGGAGGAAGAAACUUUGGCAGAACUUAGAACUCACAAUCUCAUUCCGGGCUACCUGAUUUUGGCAUAUCAGAAGAAAUGGAACUGAAGCCGAAGAUUGCGAAAAAUCUGUAAACAAAUGGUUCUACCUACCUCCUUCUUCUACCCCUCUAAUGUUUAUUUAUAGUUGUCACUAAGCUGGCAUAUGUUGUUGAAAUGAAGACAGUGUCUGUUUUAGAAGCUCGCCAAGUACACAAAUGGUGUGAGCAAUUUAGAUGCAGAUGAAAAUCGCCAUGUCAUGUUCCGAGCUUGUUACCAACUCAACUCUUAUAUUAUGGACUUUAUGGAUUUCCUUCGAAUCUUCAAAGUAGUCUUUUGAAUCAGGCAGUAUACCAAAGUUGAAAGUACACACUACACUCACUCUCUCUCUCUCUCUAGAUUUACAUGCAUUGCGGGACUGCCACCAAUAAUACAAUGUGUGGGGAAGUUAAAAAGUAAAGGUAGUGCAUUAUUGACGAGAGAUGUUACGGUAGGUUUCUGACAAGAUGGGUCGAGAAUGCGACCUGGCUGAAAACUUGAAAAUAAAAAUUUCAAUCAAUUACAUUAUGAUACUUCAUGUAUUGAAUUAUGUACUUGAUACGUUGAGAAAAAGAAAAAAAAAAAUCCUUAUCAAAGGGUGUAUUGUAAUUUCCCCUUAUAAUGGGUCCCACUCACCAACCUCAAUGUAAUGAUUCAAUUCCAAUCCUCUCCUUAUCCAUUCAUAUUGAAGUUAGUACGCUACAUGUUACAAUAUAAAUGAAUAAUUUUUGUUUUAUGAAGUGCUGCUUUACUUGUAUUAUAACAUCCGAUAUAGCAACCUACAUUUUCGAUUUACUAAAAAAUUUCACGUACGAUAAUCUCCACCUCGUUGACACCACCAACUAAUAACCCAACAUAUUUUGUGAGAAAGCUAAACUGUCUAAGUUUUUUUCUUCUUUACAAUGAAUUAUUAAUUUGAAAUUAACGUAUUUAAAGGUAUAAAGUCCUCUCAAUCCUGUUCUAUUCCCGUAUAGAUAAGAUAAAACCACAUAAUUAAGUGCAUCAUAACAUUUAAUAACAUUAGAAAAGAUAUUUAUUUAUUUAUUUAAUACGACAUCAACUCCUCACCACCAUCCAACAGUAGAUCUGACCGACAGAGAGUCAUCAUUACCGCACAAGUGUUCAUACAAAAGGACACCUAAUCACAUUGCCAUCGGAAGCCCUAGUUACAAAAUUCAAAAGGACACCUAAUCACAUUGCCAUCGGAAAACCCUCAUUGGGGCACGUGGCAAACGCUGAGAU
Molecule: messenger RNA, 2674 nt
Organism: Pyrus x bretschneideri (Chinese white pear)
Lineage: Eukaryota; Viridiplantae; Streptophyta; Magnoliopsida; Rosales; Rosaceae
Product: putative E3 ubiquitin-protein ligase RING1a
Exons: 10
Coding region: 144-1463 (439 amino acids)
Source: RefSeq, a predicted model, not a curated record